This is a messenger RNA of Pygocentrus nattereri (red-bellied piranha), 8835 nucleotides long. It is a transcript of the gene mapkbp1, whose product is annotated as mitogen-activated protein kinase binding protein 1. Bases 1066 to 5985 code for a protein of 1639 amino acids. NCBI's taxonomy places the organism in Eukaryota, Metazoa, Chordata, Actinopteri, Characiformes, Serrasalmidae. The record is from RefSeq and is a predicted model, not a curated record. Gene Ontology annotation, molecular function: protein binding. The transcript has 31 exons.
GGCUAACUACCAUUAAACCCCUUUAGCGACACUAUUCUUGAGUUUAGUUUUGUGACCUCGUCCAGCGAUAGAUAAAUGGUCACUGAGAUUAAUUUAUUAGCUCGCUAACAAACUGUUUCGGCGAAUGAGAUUUACGCCUCCGCGGCCAGCACCACGGUAACGUCAGCUAGCUCGCUGGAUGAGUGCUGGCUAGGACGCUAGCUAGUUAGCUAAGGCUAACAAGCUAAGUUUAAUUUAACAGCUUUUACAGGUGAAGCUCGGCUGCUGCAUGAGCAGCUUCAGUUGCUAGUCUGUACUGUCGGUAAGAAGUCGUUGAUACAGUACAAUGUGACUCAUAGCAAAAGCCGGUGAGUGCACAGCUUGCAAAUCAGCCGUUUUUUGUCAUUAAGGAAUCAGCUGUCGGCAUUUUUAGCUAAACUUUACCACAACAGUGACAUUAUCAGAAUGAGCAGUGUUGUAUUCUCUCGCUGCCUUUCCUUUCGCGCGAUCUUGGUAGUUAGCUGAGUUUAUCUACGCGACGAAAACACUGGCUAUUUCAGCUCAUUAUUAGUACGACUGAAGCGGCGAACAGCUGGUUACUGAAGCUUAAUCAACGUCGUCCCUCCUCCCGCAUUCACCAGCCAACCUCGUCUCUGUGUGUGUUUUUUUUUUCGGUUGUGUGUAGGGGACAUGACAGGGGGCAUCUCCCCUAAGAGAAGACUGUGACGGGUUCACUGAGAAACUGCUGACUGCGGGAGAGUGAAACAUGCUCGAUUUCACCACCACAUCCAGUGGAAAUAUUCCUACCCCGGAGCGAAGCGGAGCUGACUGACUGGAGCGGCUCGAGUGCGGAGAAGAAGAGGCGAUUUCAGCCUUUUCGGAGCACGACCCCGGGGCUGUUCACUGUGUUGGCACAGUCGAGAGAAAAUGAAGCCGCGGCACCUUUCCUUUAUAUCUGUGGUCAUAUAAUCAUUUUUAAAAACGAAGCUAAAAAGGGGGUCACACUUAUCAAUCGUACCCAGCUCUGGCUAAGGUAGGUUAACGUUAGCGUUAGUAACGUUAACAUUCUCAUGACACGAGCUCAAGAUGACGGUGGAAAACUCUACAAUUAAAAACCGGAUUAAAAACCUCCUCCGGUCUCCUUCAAUCAAACUAAGGAAAAAUAAAGGCGGAAACAACAAAGAAAGCCUAGGAAAUAAGGUCACUCUUGAGAAGGUUUUGGGAAUUACAACUGCAGGGAACCGUGCUUUGGCCUGUGACCCUCGCUCAGGUUUGGUCGCCUACCCAGCAGGUUGUGUGGUGGUGCUACUGAACCCCAAGAAGAACAAGCAGUAUCACAUUCUCAACAACUCAAAGAAAACCAUCACCACUCUAGCUUUCUCACCAGAUGGCAAAUAUGUGGUCACAGGCGAGAGUGGUCAUAUGCCAGCAGUGCGUGUGUGGGAUGUGGUGGAGAGGACUCAGGUUGCGGAGCUGCAGGAGCAUAAAUACGGCGUGGCCUGUGUGGCCUUUUCUCCCAACAGCAAGUACAUUGUCAGCGUGGGCUACCAGCACGACAUGAUCGUCAACGUCUGGGCCUGGAAGAAAAAUGUAGUGGUUGCUGCCAACAAAGUGUCCAGUAAAGUGACGGCCGUAUCGUUUUCCAAUGACAGCUCCUACUUCGUCACAGCAGGGAACAGACAUGUGAAGUUCUGGUACCUGGACCAUGCAAAGUCCUCCAAGGUCAACGCCACAGUGCCGUUGCUGGGCCGUUCUGGGCUGCUGGGAGAACUCAGGAAUAACUUCUUCAGUGAUGUAGCCUGUGGCAAGGGCCGGAAGGCUGACAGCACCUUUUGCAUCACCUCCUCAGGCCUAUUGUGCGAGUUUAAUGACAAGAGGCUGCUGGAUAAAUGGGUGGAGCUCAGGAAAAACGACAGUAUCGCAACUGGCCUGGCCACCUCUCUGUCUGUGACGGAGGAGCUAAUUUUCUGUGGCUGUGCUGACGGAACUGUGAGAGCAUUCAGCCCGACCGAUCUGCACUUCAUCUGCACUCUUCCUCGCCCGCACAGCCUUGGCACUGACAUAGUCACUGUCACAGAGGCCAGCCACCUCUUUGCUUACAAUGUGGACGCCCGGUAUCCUGAUACAGUGGCUGUGUCCUAUGACCCCGCCAACCGGUGGCUGUCCUGCGUUUACAACGAUCACAGUCUAUAUGUGUGGGAUGUCCGUGACCUCCGAAAAGUGGGCAAGGUCUACUCUGCUCUUUACCAUUCAUCGUGUGUGUGGAGCGUAGAGAUGUACCCGGAGAGCAGUGAUGUGGAGCAGUUGUGUCUCGCUCCAGGAUCGUUCCUCAGCUGUUCUUCUGACAACACCAUCCGCCUGUGGAACAUGGACACACACAGUGCCACACUGAACCGCAAUGUCAUCAGCACUGACCUCCAGAAGAUCAUUUACAUGGAUGAUAGCUUUACAACCAUGCUGGACACAGACUGCACCAUCUCUAGCAACUCAGAAAAGGCUGAUCCACAGACCUCGGAGAACAGGACAGGCAUUAGGACCAUGUGUGUUAGUCCAGACGGACAGCACCUGGCAUCAGGGGACCGCAACGGAACACUGAGAAUCCAUGAGCUACAGAGCAUGGAGGAGAUUCUGAACGUGCAGGCCCACGACUCUGAGAUCCUGUGUCUGGAGUAUUCAAAGCCUGAGACGGGUCUAAGGCUACUGGCCACAGCAAGCAGAGACAGGCUGAUCCACAUUCUGGACGCAGAGUGUGAGUAUGGCCUGCUGCAGACACUGGAUGAACACUCAUCUUCUAUCACUGCAGUGCGCUUCGCUGCAAACGAUGGCAAAAUCAGAAUGAUCAGCUGUGGUGCUGAUAAAAGUAUCUAUUUUCGGACUGCACAGAAGACUGAUGAAGGAACUGUGUUUACACGCACCCACCAUAUUGUGAGCAAGACUACCCUCUAUGAUAUGGUUAUUGACCCUACACGCAAUUAUGCUGCUAUUGGCUGCCAGGACCGCAGCAUCAGGAUCUUUACCAUCAGCAAUGGCAAGCAGAAGAAGAUCUAUAAGGGCUCUCAGGGGGAGGACGGAACCGUUAUUAAGGUCCAGACAGACCCCUCUGGUCUCUACGUGGCUACCAGCUGCUCUGACAAAAACAUCAGUAUCUUUGACUUCUACACUGGCGAGUGUGUGGCCACCAUGUUUGGGCACUCUGAGAUUGUAACUGGAAUGAAGUUUACCAAUGACUGCAAGCACCUGAUCUCAGUGUCAGGAGACAGCUGCAUUUUUGUGUGGAGACUGAAUCCCGAGCUGACCAUCAGUAUGAGACAGCGACUGUCUGAUCCAAAACAGAAGUGCAAACCUGUCCAGAAGAGCCCACCUAACAAACAUAACACCGUCAGCACUAGGAGAGAUGUGCACAGUGCUCCCCCCAUAGCUACCAUGUCCUCUGACAGUGAUAAAGAGGCAGAGGAGGAAGAGGGUAUAGAAGAGGAAGAUGAAGACAACUUUCCUCACUUGUCUUCAGGCAGCAGCACAGGGGAGGAGAAUGGAUCAUCAGAGGAGAAACACAACUCUGUCAAUUCCUACAUCAGAGAACCUCGCAAGCGUUCUGAGAGCAGUUCAACAUGUGAGGGCUCAGGCCCGAGACCAAGGCGCCGCUGGUCCAGGCGGAUAGGCAGUGUGGACCUUGUGGUGAAGUCCAUGCUGGACCUGAGGCAGCUGGAGUCCUUUGCUGGGCCCUCCUCACCAAACAAGAGCUCCGCCCUCACCAGAGAGUCUCCACUGCCCUCAGACCUGGAGCUAGGCAGCACCAACAGUGUGCAGACCAUCGCAGCAUGGGUGGCAGAGCCAGAGGAGCAGGACUCCUCUGUCUUGAGAGGACACUCACGGCCAGAUUACAUCCAGCUGCUCCCUCAAAGCCCCGACUCGGAGCCUGUGGUGCUAUAUCCUGAGGGCUACGAGGACAGGGUCAGUCUCGCAGGCAGUGAGUACCAGGUGAAAGAGUUAGCUUAUGGAGUGAGGCUGCCUAAAGGAAACUCCUGCCCAGAAAAACAGAGUCCUGACAGUGCCUGUUCAAUGGAUUACUCCAACAGCCGCCUGUCCAGCCCUGAGCAUCCUGGAGAGGACUCAGAGCCCACUGAGCCAUUGAGCGUAGAUGGGAACUCGUCUGAGUUGGACAUUGAAGACCUAGAUGAGGAAGAGGACGAUAGUUUGAGGAAAAGUGAGACCAAGACCUCUGUACCUCAGACCCCAGACCAGGAGGCCUUCCUCAAGACACACUUUGGAAACCUGACAGACCUCAACACCUCAGCGAGCCCAACUCAAGUAACUCCAAACUUCACUGACAGUGUCAGUAUCUCAUCUAAGUUCCUCUCUCAGAGCUCCUCUGGCUGUCGGCAACCCUUUCCAUUCCCUUCGAAUAAAAGCAGUGAGAGUAAGGCUGCUAGUGGAGUGGUGCGUCCCCUGGUGUCUGAGGUGCGCCCCCUGAUGGAGGACAGGGUGCAGAGUGUACAGCAAGAGCCCCGCAGCUCUGAGAGGACCCCAGGUCUGCGCGUAACCCCACAGAAGCGUGUCUCUUCAGCAGACUCCCGCAAAGUAACUAGCCCUGUCGCAAAAGCUGCUGCUGGUUCUCAGGCUAACUCAGCUGGCAUGAGGAAAGCCCAGUCUAUACAUAACAUCUCCUCAGACGCCGAUACGUCCACACGUCCCCCUAAGGAGGCUCCGCAGCCCCAGCAUUACGAGCGUGGUCUGCCCUCUGGGUCACGCCGCACUCUUCCCAGCGUGCCUCUCUCCAGCCCCUUGUCUCCCCAGCCCAGGGACUGUCCCACACCUACUAGGUCCAAGCCCCGCUCCUACAUGAGCCCCACCACCAGCUCCAUGGCCAAGAUGUCCCGCUCCGUAUCCAUGGGGGACAGCCUGAAUGUAGGCGAGUUCGGAGAGACUUUUCCCUCCUCAGACUUCCGCCGUGGCUCAGAUAUUACCAGCUCACGAAGUGUCUCUCAGAGCAAGCCCUCCUCUCCUAUAAUCCUGCCACCUUACUCAUCUGGCACUUCUACCCCCCAUGCUGCUGUUAUGCCCACUCUAAGUGGUGGCUCCUCACCCAAAGGCCUCCAGGCCAAAGUGACGGGCAGUGCCCGUCCACAGCUAAACCUGGACAUCUCCAAACCUCUUCCAGAUAAGCCCUCCAUUAACUCCUUUUCCCCCAAUGGCAAGACAUCCAAGCUUGACCAGAAAGAGGAGCUCUGCAGCAGGACUCCAGUGAGUGUGUGUCCGCUGCCUGGACCAGGACCAGCCCCAGUCCAGCCUCUCUCUGACAACAUGCAGCCAGUCAUGUGCGUGAAGUCCUUUGAGGCCAGGCCCCCAGAGCAUUGUCAGUUUGGUCUCAAGCAGCCUGAGGAGCAACUGCCAGAGCAGAUCCAGAGAGCACCUCCAGAGCCAGUGCUGGAGGAGACAAAGGCUGAGCGUCCCCUUCAGGGUCAGGGUAGCCUGGUGCGUCUGCAGCCCACCAGCGGAGCUCACGAUUCAGGUUUGCUGGGAUACCACUCCUCCCUCGUUCUCUCAUCUGUGCCGCUGCGUCUGGGUCUGCCCAAGCACUUCUUUACCAGUGGGCUCUGGCCCCUCUCUCCCUCCGUCUCUUCCAUCACUUCCUCCAUGUUCUCCACUUCACCCUGUCCAUCCAUUAACCAUUACCAGCUGAAGGACACCUCUCUCAGUGUGGACUCAUGCCGACUGGUGGCUAGUGAACUUCAGAGUAGUUUCAAAAGGGCCUCUCACCUCUACAGGAUGCUGAGCAGUUCUACAGACUCCACUCAGGAGCAGCAGGAAAUGGCUCGAGUGUUGACAGAGGCAUUCGAUGCAGUACGGACUGAGCUGAACUCGCUGCCCUGCUCCAACAGCAGCUCCUUGUGCAUGCUGGGCAGCAGGGUAGCAGGCGUGGGAGAUGAUCGGACGCUGGCUCUACUGGAGCAGUAUUCUCAGCUCCUCCUCAGGGCCGUGGAAAAGAGGAUGGACAGUAAAAUCUGACAGACUCUUUUAGUUCCUUUUCUUUGGAUCAGAGCACUGAGGCUGAGGCCAGAUCCCAGGCCAUGACUCUGCACAGGUUUCUUUUAACAGGAGUUUUUUAAAUUAACAGAUUAAAAAGAAGUUCCAGAAAUCAGGACUGUAUGGAUUGUUGUUUGCUUUUUUUAAAGAGUGGAAAACUUCUUCUUUCCUUUGGACUAGUUAGUGUUCAGUGGUGGGCACAAGGAGAAUUUGUGAUUAGUGUGUCGUAUCUUUACUUACAUACUGAUGAUGGCCAGGCUCUGUCCAUCAGGACUGCAGAGAAUUCAGCAUGGCCAGAAUGCACUACAGACUUUAACCUCACCGCCCUACCUCCCUUUUUAGCAGGCUUUUGCGUGCACUCUCCACUCCUCCACCUCAUUGCCAAAUAUUGUGCCCUUUUACUUAACAGUACAUCUGGAUGUUUGUGGAUAGGAGUGAUGACGGACUGUAAAAAGACUCAUGUCUUGAGGGAGGUGAGAUUUGCUUGCUUGUUACAGCUUCUAAAUGACAAAUGGACUCUCCUGACUCACCAGACUUUGGCCACCACCUUGAAGAUGGACUUUUUUUUUUUUUUUUGCUGAGUAGAUCUCUAAGCAAGUGACAGUUGUUUUUCAGAACUUUAUAGAAUGCUCCCUCUCAGAAGGAAUCAGUCUUCUUUACUUGUCUUAAAAGCCAGAUUUUGUUCCUCAUUUAUAUCUUGAGGAUGUUUUAUAAUGUAUGUUGUGUUUGUUGCAGAUGUGUGACUGUAUUUAUUCUCAUGUGAUGGGUCAAUAGCUGGGGUUACUGAUCCCCAAAUAGUAUUGUACAGUGAGUGUAUGUACUGAUCCUGGAUACCCCUAGUGUCAAUAUGGUGCCAGUGGAGUGUCACGAGAAAGACAUCUGCUUUAGAGAGGAAACAAUAUAAUGAGGAGUUUCUAACAUGAAUGCAUCCAAAUGUCAUGCAUGAUUUUGAAGGACAGUUUUGUACACGCUUGAGACUUCUUUUGUACUUAAAAUCGACAUGGCAAAUGUUUGAAGAAUGUGGGUGCCUUAAUUUCUAACCAGCAAUUUGUUGUUUAAGGUUAAAUCUCAAGACGUUUCAUUUUUUGAAUGCUGUUUGGAUGCUGUCUUCCUCACUGUUAUGCAUUCCAGACAGUAAAUUUAGACUCAACUGCCAUAGAAAUAGAAUAGAGACAGAAAAUUCUGGUGAUACAGAUAGGGACCUCACACCCUGCUGCAAAACAUUAAAAUGACCCUCUAAUCACCAAAAUACAAAAUUACCACUAUAUCUGGCCCUGUUUCUCAGGUUUCGAUUAAGCCUACACUGUAUGGCAUUUUAAUGAAAUAUAAUUUCACACUUCACACUGGGCAAUUCCACAAUUUCUGCAUAAUUAAAUUGUUAGGAUAUAAAGUCAUUCAGAGUAAUUUGAAGUGAAAUACUUUAUUCUAGAGAAACUUCAAAUUACGUUAGGCACAUUUUCCUAUAGUACACCAUUUCAAAUCAAAACACUCUGAAUAACUUUGUUUACAUCUCAUCAGUUGAAUUAUGCAGAACUUGUAGAAGUUGGAAUAUUUGUAAAUUGGUGGAAUUCCCCUUUAAGUGUACCUAAAUCCCUGAGACUAGUUUAUGAGACACUACGUCUAGGCUGAGAUGUUUUUCUAGCCGCUGGCACAAACUUCCUCCUUUUUCUUAAUGAUAAAGCUAAUAAUGUGCACUUUCAUUCUAGAAUAAUAGUAAUUAAGGUGAUAGGAUUUUGAUACUGUAGAAAUACUGUAUUUCUAUUGGACCUAUGUGUACUGUAUACUGUUUUGACUUUCUCAUACUGUUACAGAAUAUGGUGCUUGUGCUCAGUACAGCUAUCAAAGCACUACAAAACUACUUCAACACAAUUUUCUCUAUGCCCAAAAGAAAGCACUAAUCUGAAGCAGCAGUCUCCAACCUUGGUUCUGGAGAGCUACCUUCCUGCAGAGUUCCACCCUGUAUCCAGUAAGCUGCUCCACCUCUUAAUUAACUCAUACAUCUGAUCCAGCCGAUCAGGGACCUGGGAGGAAGUUGAUUCACUGGAGCAGGUGUGUCAAAACGGCGUAGUUCUUCAAGAAGACAGUUCUCCAGGAUGUAGGUUUGAGACCUCUGAUCAAACCCAAACAGUCCCAAUCCAGUCCAGCCUCAAUAAUAUCCUCUGCUGGUUGAGAGGAGUCUUCAGUUUAAGCUGUAUUGGCAAACAUCUGCUUAAUCUCAGUCAUACAGUGAUGAGUAAAUUGACUAUUCAGGUGUCAUAAUUUUGAUCUCCAACAUUCUUCGUUUGUCACUUACAGUACAAAAAGUGCAAUUGUAAACAAUUUUAACAUGAACAUAUUGAUAUGCAUGAGCCCAAUAAUAGCAAAUAAAUGAGCAAAUCUUUCGUUCAAACUUAAGUCAAUCAAGUAAGCAUAUUAAUCACCUGAGAAUGAACUGAAGAUGUAGGAUUGUAUUUAAAGCCAGUGGUAGGAGAGUUAGUUUACUGCUAGCAUGAAUAUACUCUGUAUGCAUGAAGAGCGAUGGAUUUUAGGGCUGACCUGUUUGCUGAACUAGAAUGCAUGGUUGUACAUUUGACUUGCCUCAUGAACAAUCAUUUGAUGCUUGGCCAUUAGUGCUACCUCUGUGGCUACUGGCUCUCUUCUCAUCUCCUGUAUGGGCAAUGAAUCAUGUAGGCUAACACUAAAAGUGGGCCAGAGGGUUAUAAGACUGUUUCUCAUUAGCUUGUUUGCCAAACUUAUGGCUUGUUUGUUUUGCACCACUCCUAAAUUAUGUUUUUAUUCUAAGUGUUCUCUGACAAAAAAAAAUCUCAUGUGAAUAAAGCUGUAUUUAUUAUA